This is a messenger RNA of Fusarium mangiferae, 1095 nucleotides long. RefSeq lists its product as uncharacterized. The record is from RefSeq and is a predicted model, not a curated record. The coding region runs from base 1 to 1095 and encodes 364 amino acids. Gene Ontology annotation, molecular function: iron ion binding; monooxygenase activity; heme binding. The transcript has 4 exons. Lineage: Eukaryota; Fungi; Ascomycota; Sordariomycetes; Hypocreales; Nectriaceae.
AUGUCAUGCUCAUACAUCAUUUCGGGAAUUGGCUUCCUAAUACUUGGCCAUAUCAUAGCAUUAAUGCUUUACAGGCUGUAUUUGCACCCCUUAGCCAAGUAUCCAGGUCCGUUCUGGGCACGGAUCUCGGCAUUCCCAGCCUUUUAUUACACUCUCAGACAGGAUCGACACAUCUGGUUCUGGAAGUUACAGGAGAGAUACGGCCCAACCUUUCGUAUCACUCCGAAUAGUGUUCUGGUCAACACCCCUACCGGCCUAGAGGCCAUCUACAACAGCAAGGCAAAUGUCAAGAAGGCGGAAUAUUACAGAGUAUACCCACGUAAUAUCCAUGCUGUUACAACUUGGAAUAGCAUCGAUAAGACUACCCAUGCUCGAAAACGGCGAGUUAUGAGCCAUGCUUUUUCUGAUAAAGCACUUCGCUCGUGCGAACCUCUUAUUCAAUCCAACAUCGACCGAUGGGUUCAGCUACUGGAUCAAGAGAUUGGAGAGAAGAAACGGUCUGACUCAUUGAAUAUGGCUCGAUGGGCUGAUCAUCUUGUCUUUGAUACCCUAGGCGAGUUAUGCUUUGGUAAAUCCUUCGGUAUGAAGGAACAUGAUAGUGAGUUACGGCAUAUUCCAACGCUUAUGACUGACUUUAUGUCCACGAUUCAUCCGAUUGCCUACUCCCCAUUCGCUUAUCUCUGGGCAUGGCUGAAGCCCAAUGGCCUAGACUACCUUCUCGCAGCUAUUGCGCCUCCAGCCUUGAGCAAGUGGCAAACGUUUGUCGAGAAAUGCUUUACUCAGAGAACUCAGCUUGAAAAUGAGGCGCGAGGGGUAGGUAAACUGGGUACUGAAAGUCGAAAGGAUUUCUUCCAUUAUCUCUUUCAUGCAAUUGAUCCUGAUACUGGAAAGGGCUACAGCAGCGAUGAGCUUUUCGGAGAGUGUGAGUCUCUGCUUAUUGCUGGCUCCGAUACGUCUGCCAUAAGUCUCGCUGCUGCUUUCUUCUAUCUUACAAGAUACCCUCUUCUCGCUGCUGAGUGUGCGAUCGAUACUCGAAACUGCGCCUAUAGCUAUUUGGCACCAAUGAUCACGAUCAUUCGGUCCAAAAAGCUCUAG